UGGGGCUCCCGGUUGGGGCUCCCGGGGCAGGAUCCCGGUGCGAUUCCCGGUUGGGGCUCCCGGGACAGGAUCCCGGGGCCGGUCCCUGUUGGGGCUCCCCGGGCAGGAUCCCGGGGCACGGUCCCGAUGCAAGAUCCCGGUGCGAUUCCCGGUCCAGGCUCCCGAGGCGGUUCCCGGUUGGGACUCCCGGGGGUCCCCGCGCCCCCCGCCCCGCCCGCCCCCCCGGCGCAGGCUCCGCCCGGCGGGCCGCCGCAGCGGGACCGGGGGCGGGCGAGGAACGGGAAGCGGCGGAUGCUCCGCGGUGCCCGGUGCCUCGGCUGGGGGCGGCGGCUCCUCCCGGUCACCGUGGCCCCGGCAUCAUGUCCCGGCAGCGCUGAGGGUGGCGGGACGGGCGACGCGCGGGCGAGGAACCAUGGGGAGCAUCUACAAGGAAUAUUUUAACACGGAGAAGAUCCGAGAACAUUACAACUACACCAAGGAAGGUUCCGAAAGCCCCCCCAGCACCUCCCGUUGGGUGGUCUCCAUCCUCAUCAUCGUCCUGUGCUGCUUCAUCGUGCUGGAGAACCUGCUGGUCCUCAUCUCCGUUUGCCGCAACAAGAAAUUUCACUCGGCCAUGUACAUCUUCAUCGGGAAUUUGGCUUUUUCCGAUCUUCUAGCCGGCUUGGCUUUCAUGGCCAACAUUUUAUUCUCCGGAGCCGCCACCUUCAACCUGACGCCGGUGCAGUGGUUCGUGCGGGAGGGCACGGCCUUCGCCACCUUGGCUGCCUCCGUCUUCAGCUUGUUGGCCAUCGCCAUCGAGCGCCACGUGGCCAUCACCAAGGUCAAGGUCUACAGCAGCGACAAGAACUGCCGGAUGGUGCUGCUCAUCGGGGCUUGUUGGGUGAUCGCGGCGGCCAUCGGCAGCCUCCCCAUCAUGGGCUGGAACUGCAUGAGCGACCUGCGGGAUUGCUCCACCGUCCUCCCCCUCUACUCCAAACGCUACGUCCUCUUCGUCAUCACCAUCUUCACCCUCAUCCUCCUCGCCAUCGUCGGGCUCUACAGCCGCAUCUACUGCAUCGUGCGCUCCAGCCACGCCGAGAUCGCCACCGCCCAGACCCUGGCCCUGCUCAAGACCGUCACCAUCGUCCUGGGAGCCUUCAUCAUCUGUUGGCUGCCGGCCUUCAUCAUCCUCCUCAUGGACGCUUCUUGCCCCGUCCGGGCGUGCCGGAUCCUUUAUAAAGCGAACUAUUUUUUUGCCUUUGCCACCCUCAACUCUGCUGCCAACCCCAUCAUCUACACGCUGCGCAGCAAGGACAUGCGCCGGGAAUUCCUGCGGGUGCUAUGCUGCUGCGGUGCUGGGCGCCGGGACCAGCCCCCCGGCCGCUGCGGCUUCCCGCUCCGCACCUCCAGCUCGCUGGACCGCUGCACCCCAAAAUACGAGUUACCCACCUCGCCCAUCACCCGCGAGUGUACCACCUCCGUCUAGGGGGUCCCCCACGGCCACCCCACGGCCGCCCCACGGCUGCCCCCACUGCCGGGGCGGUGAGUGGGAUCAAGGUGGGAAUUUUUCCAGGUACGGAUGGACAACUGCACCUUCAUCUCGGGCAUCCCCCCCCU
This is a messenger RNA of Falco peregrinus (peregrine falcon), 1596 nucleotides long. RefSeq names its product sphingosine-1-phosphate receptor 2 (gene S1PR2). Lineage: Eukaryota; Metazoa; Chordata; Aves; Falconiformes; Falconidae. Gene Ontology annotation, cellular component: membrane. Gene Ontology annotation, biological process: sphingosine-1-phosphate receptor signaling pathway. Gene Ontology annotation, molecular function: sphingosine-1-phosphate receptor activity. The record is from RefSeq and is a predicted model, not a curated record.